Messenger RNA from Amoebophrya sp. A25, 2632 nucleotides. The record is from the annotation of a GenBank genome assembly. NCBI's taxonomy places the organism in Eukaryota, Dinophyceae, Syndiniales, Amoebophryaceae.
UGUAUUUUGUUUUCGAUUCUGAACCCAACUUUACAUUUACCGUGAAUGAACAGAGCAAAGCCCGUUGCCUAUCAUCCUGAGACGUCGAGCAACUACAGCUUGAGCAAAAAUGCCUUCGUUGCCACGUUUCCGUCGAACAUUGUUCCUCGGAGCAUCAGUACUUGCUCCAUUUUCACACCAAGUCCUCCUGGUCUCCGCCGAAGAUGCUACGCCAUCAAGUGCUGCUGCAACAGGCACAGUCUCUGCGGAGUCACAGAAAAAUAAACAACUCUCUGCUACGCCAGAAGUGAAGUCGAUUUUGGAGUUAAAGGUGAAGACGAACAGAGAUGACAAGGCAGAAACAGUACGCAUCAUGCUCCACAAGGACUGGUCGCCAGCAGGAUAUGAUCGCAUUCUGCAGUUGGUGAAGUUAUGAGGUUCGUGUUUGUGAUUGAGGAUCUUCAGGUUAUACUUCUAGAUAGGAGAUUCUUUACAUCAGCAACGUUUGUGAUUGAGGAUCUUCAGGUAGUUGUACUUCUAAGUAGAUAGAAGAUUCUUUCCAUCAAAUCAACGUUUGUGAUUGAGGAUCUUCAGGUAGUUAUACUUCUAGAUAGGGGAUUCUUUACAUCAAAUCAACGUUUGUGAUUUUGGAUCCUCAGGGUAUACUUCUAGGCUUUUCAUGAUACUAUUUCUACUUUAGCUUUACAUCAUUUUACAACUAGAUGAACCCUUUCUAAUCAUCGAAGGGUUCUUCAGCGAUCUCCGUUUUUUCCGCACGAUCCGUGGCUUCAUGACGCAAUUUGGUCUUAGUGGGAUUCCAGAAACGAAUGCUGCUUGGAAUGGAAAAGCUUUGCCGAUCGAAGAGGUUUUACUUCGUAGUUUAUUUCAACUAUUCGUUGAGUAGAUUUUGCCUUCGUGAUGAGUAGGCUGUUCGCGUUCACAUGGAUGACGAAUUUCUCAACACUCGUCUCCUGCUGAACAUUGCGGCAACCUCGCUCUACUCAUGCUUGUCAUGAUACAAUGAGAAUUCACAAAUUCCAAAAUAAACGUCAAUAUCUUCCAAAACUACACAGCCCAAGCAGUCCAACCUUCGUGGCAUGCUAACAUUCGCCAUGGAUGGUGCCAAGCGACGUACGACUCAGCUAUUCAUCAACUACGCGGACAACAAGUUUUUGGAUCCGCAAGGAUUUGCCCCAGUAGGCAUGGUCAUGGACGAAGGAAUGCAUGUGAUCGAUCAACUAUACUUAUGGAAUGACAAGAACGUCGAUUGUAAAUAAUUGAAAUUGAGAUCCUGCUCGUUGUAUAAGUAUCUAUAAGAUAACAGGCACAACUUACUAGUCUAACAGAGCAGUAGUUUUUUAUACUAGCACGCGUGGAGCAUGGAGUGCGUGGAGCGCAGAUCUCUAAGGGACGCAAGAAGCGCCCACUUUAGCUCCAUGCGGUCCAUGCACUCCAUGCCAUGCGAGCUGGCAAACCUUAUGAAUUGCUCUGGUAUGAGAUAAGGCACAACUUACUAGAAGCUCAACAGUGAAAGUAGAGCUUCAACUUCUUAGAUAGUAUGUAUCGAUAUUAAAGAUGUUGAAUGCUUCACCAUUUCCCCCAGCUUUCUGAUUGGUUUUCUCUUCCUCUCCCUUUCAUACCAAAGCGAGUAUGGGGAGAAACCGAACCAGGGGAAAAUCCAAUCCCAAGGAAACAAAUAUCUGGACGAAAAUUUUGAGAGGCUCUCGGUGCUGGAGAGCGCAACAAUUACCCCGGUAGGUCCAGGAGAAAUUGGCAGUUAUGAGAAAGAUUGCGUAUUGGCGAUGUGUAGUUAGGGCAAUAAAGGCUCUUGGCAAUCACGAGAGACGAGUUUAGAUAGAGUGAUUUUCCUUUGUGAUUGCACAAGUCAAUGAAGAUGACAAAAGCAAAACGGCAUAAGUACUUCUAAAAGCAGGAGUAUAACAGUAUUUCUCUAGCUUUUCUUCAAUGGCAUUGGCAGCUUCUGCUUAAAAUAAAUUGCAGAUACGAAAACCAAUACGAAGAGAAGAAAUCACACUCCUUUGUUCUCCCACUUGUGGUGGAAUUACUUGUCCUCGUGGAAUCGAUGAUCACAUCAGUGUCUAUCUCUAUGGCAGGACAGAAACGCCCCUCUCUAAUACAUUCCCGGCAGUCCAGCAAGUGCAGAAGGGGCUCAUGGAUGGAUGCCGAGUUUCAGUACGCUAUUGGGGAUUGUGGCACUCAUUGUUGCCCUGCGCUACCGAGGACAGAUCCUAGAUGCUAUCUUCAACAGGAAAGGAACACAGCCAGAGCACAUGAGCAUCUCGCCUACAUCAUCAAGAGAUUUCGCUUUGUAAAAAAAUGUAUCUAGUUGUAGAUUUUUUGGGAGUAGAAGUGGUACAACUGGUAGGAGGAAUCUCGGGUCGUGGCUGGGUGGGGGAUGUUGAAACAUGUACAAUCUUAAUCUAUAUCACGAUCAGAACACGAACAAGAACAUCAUCUGGGGAAAUUUCAUGAAAUAACUUGGAUUCAUCUACUACUCGUCAAUGAAGACAUGAAGAUUGAUUUUGCUGUCGUGCGCACGUGCAUCAUAAUGUGGGCUUAUCUCUGACUAGAAAAAUCUUCGUCAUCAAGGACCACAAAGGUUCCAUUGAUUAGAAAAUACUUCACGCACGCA